AUGUUCCAGGUCUUCUUGAUGCGCCGCAGCUCGUGCGUAUCAAUCGCUAUACCCAAACCAAAAACCAGAGCUGAAUAUGUUCCGAACGUUAAGAAAUACAUCCAAAACACGUCUGCGGAGAGAUCCUUCCUGAAAAACCCUAAAUUCAUCGAGGAGCUGGCAGGGAAAGCUGCAGGCCUAGCCGAAGACCCGAUUUGUGGCAAGGAACUCUUCACCAAAACGGCCCUCGUAAGUGUGUAUCAGCAAGUGCUGUACUGUAAUUCCAACAGCCUCGAAUUCGAAGAGCUAGGCGCCGUAAUCGCGCCGCUGAAGCUUGGUGGUGACACUCCGAUCGGCACGAAUCUGAGGAGAAAGAUCCUCGAGCCGUUAGUCUACAGCAAUUUGCCCAAAAACCUCAAGAGACCACUACUCAUUUCCGUCAUCACGGACGGUAUGCCUGAGCUGGAACUACGGUCGAUGUUUGUAGACGCUAUCGCGGAGUGUGGCGAUGAGCUGAAAGCGUCUGGACUCUCUAGAAAAUGCGUUAGGUUUGUUUUUGGUCAACUUGGCUUGGCCCCUGCAGCGACAAGAUUCUUGCAAGAGAUAGGCCAGAACCCGAAGAUCGCAGAUGUUAUAUUUGUUGCAUUGGGUAGGUUAGCAAUACAAGUCAUACACAUUACACAAUUAAGCAACAGUGCACCUGCUGACAGGUCGCAGAAAAACUAG
This is a messenger RNA of Dothidotthia symphoricarpi CBS 119687, 705 nucleotides long. RefSeq lists its product as uncharacterized. The transcript has 4 exons. Bases 1 to 705 code for a protein of 234 amino acids. The record is from RefSeq and is a predicted model, not a curated record. Lineage: Eukaryota; Fungi; Ascomycota; Dothideomycetes; Pleosporales; Dothidotthiaceae.